AUGUCCGGUGACCCCUUUUCCCGCAAGUCCAGUAGUCCACAGUCAUCGACCGAAGUAUCGUCUCUACAGGUCAAUCGAUCGAAGAACAAAGAAGAUCUCGAGAAACGAUUAAAAUGCCGACCUCCGGUCAAGGAUUUGAUCAAUCAAGGCAUUCUUCUGAAUCCUUCCAUAUCACACCCGGAUAAAGUUCGCCAGCUGCAGCGUGCUAGGACAAGCGAUAUACUCAAGCAUAAGAUCGAGAGAAGACCAGAUCGUCAAUCUUUGAUCAACCGGCGCAUUAUUCGCGAGCGCGAUUUUGAGUUUGACCGGGAGACGAGUCUUCCGGCGAGUGGUCAGGUGGAUAUUGAAGCGGGUGCGUACACUGGUAUGGUGCAUGCCGUUCCUGUUUCGUUUCUACACUGCGAUAGAAACAGAAAGAAGUCUUCCACCGAAGAGGCCCAGCGAGCACGUACCAAAAGAUAA
Echinostoma caproni is the source of this 462-nucleotide messenger RNA. The record is from the annotation of a GenBank genome assembly. NCBI's taxonomy places the organism in Eukaryota, Metazoa, Platyhelminthes, Trematoda, Plagiorchiida, Echinostomatidae.